GAGCUAGACCCUUUUCAGGCGGUUGAGGUUGAGGAGGAAAGCAACUGAAACAGAAAAGGCAGAAAGACAAACGGCGAGGAAUCCAAAUGGGCAGGAUUUAGUCAUUGCGUAUCGAUUGUUACAGUCAUGGAGAAAGAGAUCGAAUUGCUCUCCAGAGUGACUGUGAAUCAUCUAUUUCUCGCACAGUUCGAAGCGUUCAGGGCAUCCUUGCUUAGCUUGCGAAAGCGAAAGCCCGAGCUUGCAAUAGCAAUCCUUCAGACCGUUGUUGCUAAAGGAGCGAGAAUUGAUGGCAUCCUCUGGUCCGGCACCUGCGCCUCUCCCUCUUUGCUAGCAUGGUUAUCAGCCGUCGAAUUGCUCGAAUUCGAUGACGUAUCAGCGACCUGGAACCUUCACCCGGAGAUAUUGCGGUUGAAGGUUGAAUUCAUUUUGCUGGUACAGCUCGUAUCUUCUAAGCUCUCGGAAAGCGUUCGUGGACUAGUUAAUUUGGAAAGUAAAGGGAAAGAUGAUAUUUCCGGUGACAAAUUUGAGUCUCGACCUGAGAAUCUCACUGAAGAAGGGAAUCUGAAGGAAUCAGCUGGUGCUUUGGUUGAUACUGUAAAAUUUCUAGACCGGUUUUCGAAUUUAGGCUUGCGGCGGUUGAGGGGUUAUAUAUUUGAUGAUGACAUUGGACCCUCUGAUUUUGUUAUUUCCUUUGAUGAGGGAGAACUACGGUGCUUUAGGAAAUUAAUUCUUGACCAGAAAGAGAUUUUUGAUGCAAUGUGCUGGAAUAUUCAGAAACAAAUUCAUUGGUCCGAUCCAUAUGAUUCGGGUUUGGCGAUCAGUGUGUGCACUGAAGAGAAGGUGGCUUUUGGUUCUACGGAGGAGGAACUGAAAGCUCUCACUUCGAUACAGAAGAAUGUUCAACUUGCACAUUUGGAUGCUAUGAAGGAGUGUGCCACGGAAGAUGACGAGAACAGGGCAAUUUCUCAUCUUCGUUUCCUUCAUCUAGAUUAUGGAGUAUCGGAGCUCGAGUAUCAGAUGGCUCUACAAGUUCCGAUCAAGGCUAUUUGGUCCGGAAGAAAUGGUUUUGGAGACGCUUGGCAUGCUGUACGAGAAAAAAUGCUGCUGGUUUUUGGAGAAGCACUUUCAUCAAAUUGCACAAAACUUGUCCAGAUGAUUCAGGUCAUUCAAGACGAGUUACUUGCUGAAGAAGUUGAGAAGUCCAGAGCUUCUGAUACCAACUGGAUCCCACCUCCUCUUGGGUGUCUUCUUAAGUAUUUUGUAGAAUUGGAACAUGAUCUGGAUGAAGAUGACAGAACUUCAAAGCGGAUCAUGGCAAUCAGUUCUUGCAUGAGAGACAUGUACCACUAUGCUCGUGUCUCGGGAUUACAUAUACUGGAGUGUAUUAUAGAUACUGCACUAUCUGCUUUGAAGAGGGAACAACUUCAAGAAGUUAGCAAUAUUCUUUCACUCUAUCCUCUUCUUCAACCCCUGGUAGCUGCUAUGGGUUGGGAUCUAUUAUCUGGUAAAACACAAGUACGGAAGAAAAUGAUGCAACUAUUGUGGAGAAGUAAAUCACAAGAACUAAGGCUGGAAGAGUUUUCUUUUUAUGGAAAACAGUCAGAUGAGAUAUCUUGCGUGGAACAUCUUUGUGAUAUUCUAUGUUACCGGCUGGAUCUUGCUUCUUUCGUUGCCUGUGUGAAUUCUGGUCAACCUUGGGAUUCAAAAUCUUCAUUGCUGUUUUCUGGAAAGGAUUUUCAGGUGAAUGAAAACGAGGAUUUCAGUUCGGAGUCUUUGGACCCUUUUGUUGAAAAUUUUGUUCUGGAACGACUUGCCGUCCAGACACCUUUGCAGGUCUUGUUUGAUGUGGUUCCUGGAAUGAAGUUUAAAGAUGCUAUUGAGCUAAUUAGUAUGCAGCCUCUUGCAUCAACAACAGCUGCUUGGAAGAGAAUGCAGGAUAUUGAACUGAUGCACAUGCGCUAUGGUCUGGAAUCUGCUGUGCUAGCUUUAGGAGCUAUGGAAAGGAGUAUGGCCAAUGACACUGAAAACCAUCAUUCUAUGGCAUUCUGCUAUUUGAAAGACUUGCAGAGCCAUCUUGAAGCCAUCAAUAAUAUUCCACGCAAGAUAUUCUUAGUGAGCAUUGUCAUCUCACUUUUACAUAUGGAUGACAUUGCUGUGAACUUGACACAUUGUGCCCCGACUGGGAGCUCUUCUGAAUUGCCCUAUAUGUCGACUUCAGAACAAGUUUAUCUUACUUCAUGUGAAGGAGGGAACAAAAUGGUGAUAUCUUUUACAGGGUUGCUGCUAGAUAUAUUACAUCACAAUUUACCAUCAGAUGGAUUUGAACAGGAGCUCUUGUUGAACAGCAGUAUAACUAGUAGUGCAGUACAAGCCUUAGAGUGGAAAAUUUCAAAUGCCAAACGUUUCAUCGAAGAUUGCGAAUGGCGUUUGUCAAUUUUGCAACGUCUUCUUCCAUUAUCUGAACGCCAGUGGAGUUGGAAGGAAGCAUUGACUAUAUUACGUGCUGCUCCAUCUAAAUUGUUGAACCUUUGCAUGCAAAGAGCGAAAUAUGACAUUGGGGAAGAGGCAGUUCAUCGGUUUUCCUUACCUCCAGAAGAUAAAGCAACACUUGAACUUGCUGAAUGGGUAGAUGGUGCUUUUAGAAAAGCAUUGGUGGAAGAUGCAGUUUCCCGUGUUGCUGAUGGAACUUCCACUGCUGAACAAGAAUUUGUUUUUUCAUCGUUGCGUUCUCAGUUAGGUCCUCUAGCUGCGAUUCUUCUUUAUAUCGAUGUUGCUGCAAAUUCUUCAAGGUCUGUGAAUAUGUCCAAGCGGCUUCUGGACCGGGCUCAAGUUAUUUUAUCUGAGAUCUAUCCGGGAGGUUCGCCAAAGACUGGUUCAACUUACUGGGAUCAGAUUCAAGAAGUGGGGAUAAUUUCAGUUACAAGGCGUGUACUUAAACGUCUGCAUGAAAUAUUGGAACAAGAAAAACCUCCGACUCUUCAAGCAAUUCUUUCAGGAGAGACUAUACUUUCUUCAUCUAGGGAGUCUAACCGACAAGGACAUAGACAACGUGCUCUUUCUAUCCUACAUCAGAUGAUUGAAGAUGCUCACAUGGGGAAGCGGCAGUUUUUGAGUGGGAAACUUCAUAACCUUGCUAGAGCUCUUGCCGACGAGGACAUGGAUGCAAAUUUCAUGAAAGGAGAAAACCCCACUGCUGAUCAAAAUAUCAUCUCAAUUCUUGACCGGGAUGGUGUGCUUGGACUUGGACUAAAAGCUACCAAACCAAAAUCCUUUAGGUCAGCAGUUGGAGAAACUAGUGUGCACUCUGUUGGUUAUGAUAUGAAAGAUACUGGAAAACGAUUCUAUGGUCCUCUAAGUUCCAAACCAGCUACAUAUCUUUCAGCGUUUAUUCUCUACAUUGCAACGAUUGGUGACAUAGUUGAUGGAAUUGAUACAACUCAUGAUUUCAACUUCUUCUCACUUGUUUAUGAAUGGCCUAAAGAUCUUUUAACUCGAUUGGUGUUUGAGCGGGGCAGCACUGAUGCAGCUGGAAAGGUGGCAGAUAUAAUGGGUGCUGAUUUUGUGCAUGAAGUUAUAUCGGCAUGUGUGCCUCCAGUUUAUCCUCCACGAUCUGGUCAUGGUUGGGCAUGUAUUCCCGUGCUACCUACCUAUUCAAAGACAAGCCUGGAAAAUAAAGCAUUUUUUCACUCUUCUAAAGAAGCAAAGCCUAGUUCAUACGCCCCUUCAUCAGUGACGCCUGGAAACCCUCUUUAUCCUUUGCAACUUGAUAUAGUGAAACAUUUGGUUAAGUUGUCUCCUGUGAGGGCUGUGUUAGCGUGUGUUUUUGGCAGUAGCAUGUUAUACAGUGGUAAUGAUUCAUCUAUAUCUAGUUCCUUGAAUGGUGGAUCGAUGCAUGCAUAUGAUGCUGACAGGAUGUUCUAUGAGUUUGCUCUGGAUCAAUCAGAGAGGUUUCCAACCUUGAACCGAUGGAUACAAAUGCAGACAAAUCUUCAUAGAGUAUCAGAGUCUGCUAUGACAGCUACGCAAACUCCUGAAGAUUCCAACUCUAAGCCUGAGAUCAAUACUUCUGUCAAGCGAUUACGUGAGCCUGUAAGUGAUACCGAGUCAGAAUCUGAGGAUGUUGUUAGCAGUAACACUUCUACAAGUGUGCUGGAGUUCAGGAGCAAUGCAGCUUCCGAGCCUUGGCAAGAUUUCACAAAGUCUGAGAAUGUUGAACUUGAUCCAACCGUUUUCCUCUCUUUUGAUUGGGAGAAUGAGGGGCCCUAUGAAAAAGCUGUAGAGAGACUUAUUGAUGAAGGAAAAUUAAUGGAUGCUCUUGCUCUUUCUGACCGCUGCUUACGUGAUGGAGCCUCGGAUAGUUUACUUCAAUCACUCAUUGAACGUGGAGAGGAAAGCCUCUCAGUCUCUGGACAUUCGCAAGGUUAUGGUGCACAUAAUUUCUGCAGCAAUAGUUGGCAGUAUUGUCUACGGCUGAAAGACAAACAGCUGGCUGCUAGACUCGCUCUCAAGUAUCUGCACAGAUGGGAACUAGAUGCUUCUAUGGAUGUUCUAUUAAUGUGCAGCUGUCACUUGCCGGAAAGUGAUCCAAUUAAGAAUGAGGUCAUGCAGAAGAGACAAGCUUUGCAGAAGUAUAAUCACAUUUUAUCUGCAGAUGACCAUUAUAGUAGCUGGCAAGAGGUAGAAGCUGAAUGUAAGGAAGAUCCUGAAGGUCUAGCACUUAGGCUAGCUGGCAAAGGAGCAGUUUCUGCUGCAUUAGAAGUAGCUGAAAGUGCAAAUUUAUCUAUAGAUCUGCGAAGAGAACUCCAAGGAAGACAACUUGUGAAGCUUCUCACUGCAGACCCUCUUAAUGGUGGAGGUCCAGCAGAAGCUUCACGAUUUCUUUCUUCACUACGUGAUCCUGAUGAUGCUUUACCAGUUGCAAUGGGUGCAAUGCAGCUGUUACCAAACCUGCGGUCAAAGCAACUUCUGGUUCACUUUUUCUUGAAGCGGUGGGGUGGAAAUCUGUCUGAUGUUGAGUUAUCCCGUCUUCAUUCUUGGGCCUUGGGCCUCCGUGUUCUAGCAGCCUUGCCAUUGCCAUGGCAACAACGAUGUUCUUCUCUGCAUGAACAUCCUCAUCUGAUUCUGGAAGUGCUUCUAAUGAGGAAACAACUGGAAUCUGCAUCUUUGAUCUUGAAAGAAUUCCCUUCACUGAGAAACAACAACUUAAUUCUUACAUAUUCUGCCAAAGCUAUUGUAGUCAGUGCUAGCUCUUCUUCAAGGGAACGGAUACCUGUAUCAGGUCCAAGACCGAAGCAGAAAGCAAGAAUAGGCAUUCCAUCUAGGUCCAAUUUUAGCAGCAGCCUCAGUAACUUGCAAAAAGAGGCUCGGAGAGCUUUUUCUUGGACUGGGCGUGAUACUGGAACCAAGACAGCUCCAAAAGAAGUUUACAGGAAGAGAAAAAGCUCGGGAUUAACACCAUCUGAAAGAGUCGCUUGGGAGGCAAUGGCUGGUAUUCAGGAAGAUCGCCUUUCAAUAUAUUCUGCAGAUGGGCAAGAACGGCUCCCAUCUGUUUCGAUUGCUGAGGAAUGGAUGCUCACGGGUGAUCCAAACAAGGAUUAUUCAGUUCGCUCUUCUCACCGAUAUGAAAGUGCUCCGGAUAUAAUUCUUUUUAAGGCUCUGCUUUCAUUGUGCUUUGAUGAGUCAGUAUCUGCCAAAGGUGCUCUGGACUUGUGUGUUGGUCAGAUGAAGAAUGUGUUGAGCUCUCAGCAGCUGCCCUUGAAUGCAUCGAUGGAAAAUUUGGGCCGAGCAUAUCAUGCGACAGAAACUUUUGUACAGGCAUUGUUUUAUGCUAAAUCCCAGCUGAGAAAACUUGCUGGGAGCAGUGACUUGUCGAGCAAUUUGGACAGAAGUAGGGAUGCUGAUGAUGCUUCUUCAGAUGCUGGCAGCUCUAGUGUUGGUAGUCAAACAACUGAUGAAGUGUCCGAAGUUCUGUCACAAGCAGAAAUCUGGCUUGGGCGGGCCGAGUUGCUUCAAAGCCUUCUGGGGUCUGGAAUUGUUGCUUCUCUUGAUGAUAUUGCAGACAGAGAGUCGUCUGAACGUCUUCGUGACAGGCUAAUUGAAGAUGAACGUUACAGCAUGGCUGUCUAUACUAGCAAAAAGUGCAAGAUUGAUGCUUUUCCUGUAUGGAGUGCAUGGGGACAUGCUUUACUUCGGAUGGAACACUAUAGUCAAGCUCGUGUGAAAUUUAAGCAAGCUCUUCAAUUAUACAAGGGUGAUCCUAUGCAUGUUAUUCUGGAGAUCGUCAAUACAAUAGAAGGAGGGCCACCAGUUGAUGUUUCAGCUGUCCGUUCAAUGUAUGAACAUUUGGCUAAAAGUGCACCAACAAUCUUAGAUGACUCCCUAUCCGCUGACUCAUACCUUAAUGUUCUAUAUAUGCCAUCUACUUUUCCCCGUUCUGAGAGGUCUAGACGGGCUCUACUAUAUUCAAAGAGUCAGUCCAUGUCAUCUAUUUCAGAUUUUGAUGAUGGCCCUCGCAGCAACCUGGACAAUGUUCGUUACCUCGAGUGUGUUAACUACUUGCAAGAACAUGCACGUCAACAUCUACUUGGUUUUAUGUUCAGACAUGGCCGCUACAAGGAUGCUUGCAUGCUGUUCUUUCCUCCAGAUGCUGUUCCUCCACCUCCUCAACCCUCUUCACUUGCGGUUGUUACUCCAUCUUCAUCUCCUCAAAGGCCUGAUCCUUUGGCAACUGAUUACGGAACAAUUGAUGAUUUAUGUGAUUGCUGCAUUGGUUAUGAUGCCAUGCCCGUUUUGGAACUCGUCAUUUCAACAAGAAUGUCUUCUAGUGUAGCACAGGAUGUGGCAGUGAACCAGUAUACAGCUUCUGCACUUGUCCGUAUAUGCGCCUAUUGUGAAACUCAUAGGCAUUUUAAUUAUCUUUACAAGUUCCAGGUAAUCAAGAAGGAUCAUGUUGCUGCUGGACUUUGUUGUAUUCAGCUAUUUAUGAACUCUUCUUUCCAAGAUGAAGCUCUAAAACAUUUGGAGCAUGCAAAAUUGCAUUUUGAAGAAGGAUUGUCAGCACGACACAAAGCAGGGGAUUCAACAAAGCUCAUCUCGAAGGGAGUCCGAGGAAAAAGUGCGUCCGAAAAGCUUUCUGAGGAGGGACUUGUCAAGUUAUCUGCACGUGUUGCAAUCCAAGUUGAUGUAGUGAGAUCCUUCAAUGAUACAGAUGGACCCCAAUGGAAACAUUCUCUUUUCGGAAAUCCCAAUGACCCUGAAACUUUCAGGAGAAGGUGCGAGAUUGCAGAGACUCUCGCUGAGAAGAAUUUUGACUUGGCUUUCCAAGUAAUAUAUGAAUUCAAUCUUCCUGCUGUUGAUAUAUAUGCCGGUGUUUCAGCAUCACUGGCAGAGAGAAAGAAGGGUGGUCAGCUGACAGAAUUUUUGAGAAACAUUAAAGGCACAAUUGAUGAUGAUGAUUGGGACCAGGUGUUGGGAGCAGCCAUAAAUGUAUAUGCAAACAAACACAAAGAACGCCCUGACCGUCUCAUAGACAUGUUAAUUAGCAGCCACAGGAGAGUUCUGGCCUGUGUGGUAUGUGGCCGUCUUAAAAGUGCUUUCCAAAUUGCCUCUCGAAGUGGUAGUGUGGCUGAUGUUCAAUAUGUAGCACAUCAGGCAUUACAUGCAAAUGCACUCCCUGUACUUGAUAUGUGCAAGCAGUGGUUGGCUCAAUACAUGUAAAGUGCAAGGAUGUCCGAAAGUUUACAAUGUCUGAUGGGCUAAUCAUGAAGCAAAGCUGGUCGUAACUGAUGAUAAUACACCUUAGAUGUAGUUGAGUUAACAUAUUUUGUCACAGUGCAUUAAGCACUCUAUUAUCACAGCAAAAUGUGUGGGAGAAAAUCAGGUUAAUGCAGAAAAAAAUUUCCUUCAGUUAUUUUAGGUGGGUGCAAGUGUAAGCUGUGGUCCAAGCAGAACCCUGACCAGAUGCUCUGUAAAAUGGAAAAGGAGAAUGCAUGGGUGUAUGUUUACACCCGAAUAUCUUCAAUUAGAUGGGGAGGUCGGGUUUAUGGCUGAGACAUCUGUGAUGGUUUGAUUCUAGUAAUUGCUGUCUAGUGAAAAUUACAAUGCAGAUGGGGACUAGGACAGAUGACAACAGAUGGUGUGUGAGGAAUUACAGAGGUGAUGCGGGCAUGGGGUUGGUCUCAUCAAGUGCUGGCUAGAGAAAGAAGAUGUAAAGAGCAGAUAGGUGGUUCAUUGGGACUCAAUGGGUGACAGACUUGGGUUGUUACUUGUUAGGUAUGGCUCUGGUAAAUCAUGUUUGGCUUCUAUGUGAGCCUCUUGGAUCCCUGGGAGGGAGGGGGGUGAGAUAUCCAACCGGAUUGGAUUUUUUUUUUUUCCCCCUUCUUUUUCAAAUUUUGGGUUGACCAAUUGCACUUUGUUUUAUAUUUGAAGCAGCUUUGGGUUCAGAAUUUUUCAGCUUAGUUCAAUCAGCCAGACCUGUUACAACAGGACCUUCUUUUUUCUCCUUUUCAAACCAUUCUAAUUCUGGUUUAAAAAUUUUGGGUUUCGAAAAUGCUGUGCCUUUGACAAGCUGAACUGAACCUGAUGGCCGUCUACAUUCAGUAUACAACACAUGUUAUACAAUUUGUGUACAGAAAAGAACAUCACUGGAUCUAUUAGCUUCUCUCCAGAUAUUCUGAAGGCCUCACUUAUAGAGCUUAGCUGAUAAAGGAUAUUCUGUGCUAGAACAUCCAAAAGAAAGAAAACUUGGGCGUCGUCUUUAAUAGGACUUCAACAAGCCAGAUGCAUGAGCAAGUGGGACACAUGAAGAUCAUGAAGCUGCUGUUCGAAUUUGAUGCAACACAAAUUUGAUGGGGUGGUGGUUUGAGGGAUCUGCUAAGAUUUAUGUGUUCCUUUUGUCAUUAACACUCAAAAAAUUCUUUCGGGACUGUACUCUCCAUAUUACUGUAUUGUUGAAUUGUUGUAGAAUAUGUAGUGAGGUGGGCUCAUAGUUUGGCUAUUAUAACACAUCUGAACAAAUAGGCAGGUACUUGAUGUUCUUGGAUCGGCUGGCAUGAUCCGAGUCCGGUAGCUUCAGGUUU
Molecule: messenger RNA, 9077 nt
Organism: Telopea speciosissima
Lineage: Eukaryota; Viridiplantae; Streptophyta; Magnoliopsida; Proteales; Proteaceae
Exons: 36
Coding region: 127-7716 (2529 amino acids)
Source: RefSeq, a predicted model, not a curated record